AUGUCGACUGGGAAAGGGUUUGCCUUGGAUUCAGACCUGAACCUUCGCCAGGCGUUGCUGAGUGGAUACGAACGGCACACCCGUCGUCUUGAUGAGGACAAUGGACCAAUACCAGCUAAAAAACGGAAGCUGUACUGUCUGCCCUCAUUAAAAAUCGCAGUCAUGACCAACGACACCGUGGCGACCCUCGCCUCUCUGGCAUACUUUAUGCCAUCUCUGCCGAACACUCGCGUGGUCAUGGGGCUGAUUGUAGGCGCCGGUUGUAAUGCUACUGUUCCUUUUAGAAUCACUGAUCUCCAUGAGUCAAAGACUCGUCAUAUACGUGCUAGGGAGCCUGAUGCGAUAGAAACGCUAGUUUCUACCGAAUGGACAAUUUCUAGAGCGACUACUCCUUUGCAUGAGCUUGGCAUCACCACCCCAUGGGAUACUGAACUGGAUAUGCAUUCCCAACGACCGGGGUUUCAACCAUUCGAAUACAUGGUCGGUGGGCGAUAUAUCGGGGAGUUGGUCCGAAUCAUCUGUUACGACUGGUUCCAUCGGUCCCUAGGAAUCUCGCGGUCUGCCCUGCCCCUGAAACUAGUCAAGGAAUAUUCUCUCACAACAGAUUUUCUCUCUCUCUUUGUGGCACCCAAUUACUCCAAUGAACGCUUAGCCAGCGAUCUAUCAAAGCAUUUACCAUCUCCCCCAACGAGCAGUUGGAGUUGGACGCCUGAAUUAGCAGGUGAUGUUCGUGCCAUUGCAGCGGCAGUGCAGGACCGAGCUGCUUCUUUGGUGGCUUCUUCAGUUGUUGGCCUUCUCGCCUGCACUCGGGAGAUACAGCUGCGGAGUCCUGACUCUCUAAACGCCAACAUCGAUCAGAAGUCGCAUGUUGCGUCGAAGGUUACUGAACAAUGUGAAUUACACAGUAGGUUUUCGUCCAAAUCAGGCUGGAAAAACGGACCAGAGGAACUGGCUGUAGCUGUCUCAGGCGGAGUCAUCCAACACUAUCCUCAUUACAAGGAAACUGUUCAGAGAUAUAUCGAUCGGCUCAUCCUAUGCGCUGGACCACAGGAAGGAGGUAAAAGCGUGUUCCUUCGCGAGGUCAGUGACGGCGGAAUAAUUGGAAUCGGGGUUCUAGCAGGAACAGCCUCAGGGGAGAUUGGAGAAAUCAUUAGUUCCUCGUUAGAAAAAGAGAAUGGAUUGCUUUGA
Messenger RNA from Aspergillus lentulus, 1188 nucleotides. RefSeq names its product hexokinase family protein. Gene Ontology annotation, biological process: carbohydrate phosphorylation; mannose metabolic process; glucose metabolic process. Gene Ontology annotation, molecular function: mannokinase activity; D-glucose binding; fructokinase activity. Gene Ontology annotation, cellular component: mitochondrion; cytosol. The record is from RefSeq and is a predicted model, not a curated record. Lineage: Eukaryota; Fungi; Ascomycota; Eurotiomycetes; Eurotiales; Aspergillaceae.